This is a messenger RNA of Hemicordylus capensis (graceful crag lizard), 3857 nucleotides long. It is a transcript of the gene CD164, whose product is annotated as CD164 molecule. Bases 304 to 942 code for a protein of 212 amino acids. Lineage: Eukaryota; Metazoa; Chordata; Lepidosauria; Squamata; Cordylidae. The transcript has 7 exons. The record is from RefSeq and is a predicted model, not a curated record. Gene Ontology annotation, cellular component: cytoplasmic vesicle.
GCCACGUGACAAGGAAGCGCCGCUUCACUGGGUACACGCACGCAGACGAAUCCAAUCCACCCCUCAUUGCGGUGUGACUGAGCGCGCAGAGAGACAGCGCGUCGAGCCAGCUCUCCCCGGGGGCAGCGGCUUUCUCGCGCGGCCCACCUAACGGCCGCUGCACGUGACUGCAGCCCUCGCGGAGCGGCUGCGCGAGCAAAAGGGGUUACGCGGACGGACCGGCGGCUACGACGACGCACACGCUCUGCCGCCGCCUUGCCUCUUUUUCGGCCCCCUCUUGCCGUGAUUCCUGAUCUCGCUGCCAUGGGCUGCUGCCGGUUCCCCCUUGGCUGGGUGCUGCUGCUGGCGGCUCUCGCCUCUUGCCUCGCCUCGCCCUCUGGAGUGAUCGCACAGGAGAAAGAUGCCUGUUCAAAAUAUGACAGCUGCAGUAGCUGUGUUAAUAACACUGAUACACUUCAAGCAAAUUGUACGUGGUUUGAGUGCACAGGAUCAACUAAAUCCUUCUGCACAAAUGCACCAACAAAUCUCAGUUGUCAGUCUGUUUCUAUUCCUGGAAAGUGUUUAGUUAAUCCGACCAGCGAAACCAAUAUUUCAACUAUCACAACGCAUGCUCCUACCAUAGUUACUCCGACUGGUAAAGCCAAUAUUUCAACAACCAGUAUACCUCCCACAAAGCAUGUUCCUACCACAGGUAACGCAACUACACCUCAUGGUAAUGCAACCUCACCUCACACAAUGACUACUACUAGUGCUACAAAACCCACAGCUGCUACUGCUACUACACCACCAGGCACAUCAUCUCCCAAGCCAUCUCCCCACAAAUCUACUUUUGAUGCUGCCAGUUUCAUUGGUGGUAUUGUCCUUGUGAUGGGUCUGCAAGCAGUAAUCUUCUUUCUGUAUAAAUUUUGCAAGUCCAAAGAUCAAAACUACCAUACUCUCUAGGAUAUGUUACUUAAGUGGACUAAUAGCUCAACAUCUGUGGUUAGCUGCACCAAAACAUCUUUAUUCUUUAUAGAAGACAGCAGUUUAAAUCCAUUCCUGAAGACUUUUAACAAAGAAAACAUUUCUGCAACAUGCUUGAAAGAAGGUUGUGUGAAUCAUGUCUUGCUCUGCAAGAACCUUUGUAAUAUUCUGCAUGAAUCCUCAUUGGCUGUCCUAAAUUUCUUUGUUGCUGCUGCUGUGAAUCCUUUCCUCUACCUGACUUGCCAAGUGUAGGCUUUAAUUAUAAUUGUAUUCUGUGGCAGCAGUAUUCUAGGUAGAUAAUCUGCGGUGGUUGUUAGCUAGGCUUAGAUGCAGUAUCCCCAAUACUAUUGAAAUGUGAACUAUCAGUGACCUGGCAUAAAACACUUUGUGUGAAAACUAUAGUUUUUUAUAGUGUACUGCUACAGAUUGUAGAAUGCUAUUUUUUUUAGGAAUUAUGGAAGCCUGUAUUUUUUUAUACCAGUUGAUGCCAGAAGGAUUAUGGCAUUCUAAGUUAAGUGUAAGCAGGCACAGGAAGAAUAAUGUUCAAAUGAUACAAUUUUCCUUGGUGCAAAGGGAGAAAAGACCAGUGCCUUAAUGAGCAGGCAGCAAACAAAUGUUUGUGCCAUCUUUCUUGUUUGAGGAUGCAGUGAAUCUCAUUUCACUUACGCAAACUUCCUUUAAUAGACACACAGAUGUGCUAUUCAAAUGCCCUUCUUACUUGUAGUGAAAGCAGAUAUGAAAAAACAACUGCUGAUGUCCAUAUUAAUGUUGCAUGUGCACAUGAUAGAAGAGGGGCAGUUUUCCCCAUCUCUCCAUGCCUCCCAAAAAUAUAUAUCCCUGAGGGUCAUGAAACCUUCAGAUAUUUUUGGGAAGUGCAGUGGGCUCCAAAGGAGGAGGUGGGUGAAACCCCCCCCCCCCGUAGUGCACACAAGCAGCAUUAAUCUAGAUGGCAGCUAUUGUUUCCAAUCUUCACUAUUUGUAUGCUGUUCCUAAAUCCAUGUCUUUAUAGCCUUCAAAUUACUUACCUUGAAGUACCAUUCACAUGUUCUGUAAUAAAGGGCAUUAGUUCCAUUUUAUAUCUUAGUCAUUACUGAUGGACAUGUCAAAACUACCAUAAUUCUGACUGGCCUUGUAAUGCAUUUGACAUGCUGAACCCUUAUAGCAAUACAGUUCUCCUCUGUUAGUUUCAUAAAACAUUGACAGUGUGACAAUAGUCACAGUAGAAGUGAGCAGACUAAGCAUAUUAAGCUGCUUAGCUAGUGAUAGUUGUAUGAUGAGCAUAGUUUAAAUGUUAAGACAUUACAUUUUAUAGGUUUACUGCCACAUCUUGCUCCUAGAACAAGUUCAGUGAAAUUUAUGGAGGAAAUGGUGCUUGCUUGAUAUUAAUUAUGACUGCAAUAUCUGGGUGUUUAUGGCAUUGUGGAAAAAUUGGUAUUAUUCUAGCUUGAAUUGUGUAUUCAUUCAAUAAUGUUGCAUAGGAAGCUUGUUCAUAAGAAUACUUAGCAAAUAGUACUGUAACCUGCAGGCAAAUGCACUCCUUAAAGAUAAUGGGCUCAGGUGUAUGAAACAGUAAACCAAUCAUCCAGUUUUCAGCAAACAUGUCUGAAGUGGAUGGUUCUUAACUGCCUUAAGAUAGUCACUUAAUCUAGUCCCCAUAUAUUGUAGUUUCAUAAACUUAGGCUUUGUAAGUAUAAAUUAAUGCGCUUCUAAAGGGUGCCAACUGUAUUUUUAAAAAUGCACACUUUCUACCCUUUAAGUAUGCUAGUAAUGAGACUUAAAAUGAGUUGGUUCCUUAAAGCUAUUUAGUGCUGCUUCCUUAUUGGUUUUUGAAUGGCUGUUAAUAUCGUGGCAGAAGGCUUCAAGGUAGUGCUACAAAGGAUUCCACAUUUGAAAUUUGAGCCAAUGUUGUUACUGAGCCUAGAAUUGCUGUUCAGAAUGCCACUCAGCAGUCAUGCAUUCUGUGCUGAUCUUAACAUUAUGAAUCCUGUUUAAAGUGCCUUAAAUUAGCCUCAUGUUGUUGAAGAAAUGUGGGGAAGGAACUUUCACUAGACAUGCCCCUUAGUGCCAGCAGUUACAAUUUUCCAAGGACUUCAGGAAAUUCAGGUGUCAUUGCUACUCUUCAGGAAGUUUGCAUUCUGUUUGGUUAGCGUGCAGCUAUGUAUUUAAUUUUUGGAUAAUUCUAGUGUGUUCAUGCAGAAGCAAAAAACUUGGUGUGUUAAACCAAGCUUUAUCACUUGCCAAACUGGCGCUGUGUGGGAUUGCUCUUAUGUUUGCUUAUCCUUAUCUCUUAUAUAUGGAUGAGUGAAAGUUAUAUUAGUUUCCAUAGCAUUCAUAGAUCCAUAGCCCUGAGGGAGAGGUGUGCUAGCUUCAGCAAUGAAGCCUAAAGCACGUCCACACUGCUUGUGGAAGAGUGGCUCCUCAGGUGUGCAUAAAUGCAGUUGCAGUGGUGACCCCAUCAUACCUCAUGGGAGUACUGUAGCAACUUCACUUACUCAGUUGCAGCGGGGGUAUGUGCUAGUCUUCAUUGCAGCAGUUAAUGCUCUUCUCUUAGAGCUAUGGAGAUCUGCAUGGUAUGGAAGACACUGUUGGUGGCUAUGCAUUUGCAAAUUAGCUAAAGCUAUGGACUUUUACAGCUUUUCUAUCUGCUGUUUAAAGUAUAGCACAGGGUGGUGGGGUGUGUUUAAACUAGUCUCUGUGGAAUAGCUGAUUGCCCACUCUAAUUUUAAAGCAGAAACUAUUAAUCUGUUAUCUGGAUUGUUUUGGUAAUUCACAUCUGCAAGUGUGUUGCAUCUGGAAUGUUAGACAUUAUUGUAUUGCAUAUGGGUUGUCUUCAGUGGAAGAAAUGCAAACUACUUAUAAUCACAAAAUCAAAAUAAAUCUCUUCCUAAAAGGUU